AUAGGUUCCAAUUACGAUUAUGGACAUAGACGGAUAAACUAGCAGCAAACAAAACGUCAAAACUUGGAAUCAUUCAUUUCUUUUUUUUUAUUGAUAUACCAUUUAAAAGUUUCAAAUGAUUGAUUCAAACAGUAUGGAUUUAUUCAAUUCAUUAUCACCAAUCAAAAGUAGAUCAAGUGAAAAUAAAAAAUUUCAAUAUUGUACUUUUGGUAAAGAACUCAAUUCCAUAGAUCAACAACUGGUUACAAGUAGUGUAGCUAGUAGUGGUUAUUGGGAAGAUUGUGAUUCACUUGCUACUAGUGAAUAUGAUGUUUUUGGAUUGAAUUGGGCAACUUCUCAUCAAAACGAUAGAAUAAAAUAUAACAAAUUAAAACAUAGACCACAUUCAGAUGGAACUGGUCAAUCAUUAGUUAGAACUCAAAGUUUUCAUUUAAAACAAAAAGUUAACAUUGAUGGAAAUUCAACUGAUCCAUAUACCGUCGAGCAUCAUUCAGAUUCCAUUCUCAAUAGUUAUGGCAAAGAUUUACAAUUUGUAACGAACUCUCAAAAUACACAAGUUGAUAAUACUCAACCAUUACCGUUAGAGGAUCAUAAUCAUCCAUGUAAAUCAAAUGAUUCAGUGGAUGAAACUGGCUUGACUAAAUCAGAUUUCCGAUUGUGCCAAAAAAAUUAUUCAUCUGUACAUAAUAAUCACUUCUUUCAAAGUAUCCCGUCUGGAGUACAGAAUGUUGAAGAGAAAACUUUUAAAUUUAUACAUGAAUGGGAUGAUAGUGAAGAUGAAGAGGUUGUAGAAGGCGCAGAACCCAAAACCAAAUUUGAGGCUGCUCUAAGGAGAGCAGAAGAGAAAAAUCAAAAACGCAAGGCACUGAUGAUGACUUCUAAAGAGUUUCCAACAUCAGGUAAAGUAAUGCCUGAAUGGGGUUCACCUAUUCAAAUUAAGAAAAAUAUUAAUCAAAAUAGAUUUAUGGAAUGUUCUCUGUCAGUAGAUAUCCCACUGAGUAAUACCAGUUCUCCAAAAAUAAGUCGACCUUCGGAUCUUUGUCGGGAAGUUGAAGAAUGGUUGGAAUCAAGACCAUCAUGGAUUGAUCAAAAGCACCAAAAAAAUAAUACAGCAUUACAAAUUUGCUUUUUAAACACAUCUGAACAAAGUUUGUACUCUUCAAUGGAAGCAAUUGUUACUGAACCUCAAUUGGAUAAUAGGAAUAACGCAAUUGAACAAAAUGAUACAGAAGUUAAUUUAUUUCCAACGAUUAACAGUAUUAGAACAGCUGAUAAUAUUGAUACCAGGAAUUCAGUGGAUGAUAAUGAAAUUGUCAUGAAUAAUAAUAUUGAGGAUUUUGAUGAUAACUCAAAUCAAUUAGCAGUAUAUGGUAAUUCAUGUCAUAAAAAUGGCAGGAAUCGAAUGAAUUCAUCGAUAUCUGGAAGAUCUUCUUUAUUAUUGGCUUUCGAAUCAUCAGUUAAUUUCAUUGCUUUAUUGGAUGAGAUCAAUAUGUAUUAUGAACGCUUGUUGGAUCAAUGUAGACAAGAAUGUUUCAAUGCACGAUCUGUACUUUAUGUACAAGAAUUAAUUAAAAAUCAUAAACGAUUUCAAAUGGAAACACAAAUUGCUAUUAUUCAAGUUCCUAAAAUGUCAGCAAUGCAAGCAGAAGUUGAACGUAUGAAAAUUCCAUCGAUCACACCAAAUUUAGCAACAUUGCUUCGUGUUGAUUUGAAAAAAUUUCAAAUAUGCAAAGAAGAAUUGAUUAAACUUUCUAAAUCUCAAUUGGAAGUGAUCAUGAAUGAUAUACAUUCAAAAAUUGAAAACUUGAAUAAUGCCCUCAUGUUGUCAUUAGUUGAAAGAGAUGAUUUACACUUAGAACAAGGUGGUAAAAUUAUUGCUUUAGAAGAUAUCAAAUCUUGGAUUAAAGAACUUAGUCUACGAUCAUCAAUUCCACAAGUUCGACAACAGUUAGUACUUAAUUUUCCAAGUAAUUUAACAAGUCACUCAUACAAUGCUGAUGAUCUUUCGCCUAAAUCUCAAACAACAUGUCAAUCUUUGUCGAAACGACCACAAUGGAUGAAAUCGUUAUUUAGUCGAGGAUCACAUAGACAUGCUCUUUCAUUAUAAGAUUGUUUUUUUUCAUCAAAUUUUCUUUUUUGUAUAUCUCAGAUUUCAUAUUGCCCCUGCCCUAUUGCAAAAAAAAACUAAAGCACAUGAUCUUCACAAAUAGAUCCUGUUCAUUCCUUUUAACCCUUCUUCUUCUUCCUAUUUCUUUGUUUUUGUGGUUUAUUUACAUCCCAACCACCAAUGAUCUGUUCUUGUGCAGCUAACCAUGUUCUUUUUCCUUAAGAAUUUCAACAAAAAACGAGUACGAGAUGAUAACAAGAUCCAUAAAGAAUCUAUUAAUCAGAAAGCUUCUUUUUUCUCCUGGUUAUCUCAUCAUAAUGUUUAAUUGAUCUACAAAGAUACACAAUAAUUCAUUUAUUGUUUGUUUGUUUGUUUUUUUCUCAAUAUUUGAAACUUAUUAUUAAAACUAUUGUUAAUAUUUAAUAUUGAAUUUAAAAAGCAACAUUUGUCGAUAUAUCAUAGUACAACAUUAUUCAUUAUGUAAAUUAAAUUUAAAAUUUCUGUACAUUGAUUUGAUUUUCUGUCAAAAAAGUAUAGUUAACAUGAUAAGUUUACGCUAAUGAUCAUUCAUUGAAAACUUAUAAUCAUGU
This is a messenger RNA of Schistosoma turkestanicum, 2697 nucleotides long. NCBI's taxonomy places the organism in Eukaryota, Metazoa, Platyhelminthes, Trematoda, Strigeidida, Schistosomatidae. The record is from the annotation of a GenBank genome assembly.